UGUUAGCUUUGUAAUCCACUACACUACCACCUAAAAUGCUCGUGGCAGUGCCAAUGUCAUUUUGGCAUACAAUACUAAAAAAAUUCACCACACAAAAGGCAGUGUCAUCGAAAAAGCUAGACCAUACGCAGGUCUUGAUUUUAAUCCCCCUAAAAAGCAAAAAAAAAACUAAACUUAAGAAUACAACGACGAAAAGGUGCAAAAUAAAAGAGAACCUGUCCCUGACAAAACUGCCCGUUUUUUUAUUUUUUCUUCCUCGAAGCAAUCAUUAGGAUUGUUUGUUUAAAAAAAAAUUAAAUAAUUUACUAUAAGAAAAAAUAAAUUAAAUUUUGAUUAACAAAAAAGUAGUUUAUUUUAACUUCGACCAAACAAAAAACCAACUCUGAAUCCUGUAGUUUUUUUUAUAUAAAAAAGUGGAAUUUAUUGACAAAACUCCUUCUCUACUUCUAAAAAACCAAAAACUUUUUUUGUAAGAAAUUUUUUCGAGGACCACUCAUCGUCGUCGUCGUCUUGCUGAGGUCAAAAUUUUGUAUCUGUGAUUUUUUUCCAUUCUACUAGUCCCAAGGAGGAAAACUAAAAUAUAUUUUUCUAUUCAUAUAUAUCGGCUAAUUAACUCGAAUAAUGGUUGCAUUUAAUAUCCGGGGGUGCGUUGUACUAAAAAAUGUGUAGUUUUUUUUUUUCUACAAAAAGAAAAUCUUCACGGUCAUAGAAGAAUCUCAUUUGUAAACAAAAUACAACAGGGUGAUACCAAUUAAAAUAGAAAAAAAUAAAAUACAAAUCCAUAUUUUUUACAAUAAAUUUUGAAAAGCAAUUAUUGUAUCCUCUGGCCCUCAUUCUCUCUUCCGCGCGCUCUUUGUUGUAAACUUGUGUAAAGUGAGUGUCCUUGUGCUGCAAGCAAGCAAGGUAUUUCCUCCUUUAACCCAGAUACAAUUUAAUCCAAAAGAUACAAAAAUAGAAACCCAAUGCACCAGCUGUAGCCAGCAGCAGCAGUAGCAGUAUUGUUGUAUUGCAGUUGUUGGUCUUUCAAAUGACGCAUUCAGUUUGAAAACAAAAAAAAAAAUCGUCUUCAAAGUUAUUGUAAAAAAAAAAAUUAUCCACGAUUUCAUUGAAAAUUUAAGGAAAAAUCUAAUUUUUUAUUACAAAAAAAAAAAAAAAAAAAACAUAAUCUACAGUAAAGGCCGGAAAAAUAUGACAGAAGCAAUUUAAGAAUUGUACAUGUCAGAAACAGGAUAACACGAUUUAAGGACCCAACAGAAAAGUUAUGUGCUUCAAAAAGGCAUUGAAGUUUCUCUUGUGCUGCUCAUCUAACAAGGGGGAAGGAUUAAAUGAGUCGACAUUUCAUGAUUAUAUCGAAACACUUCCUGUGUACUCGAAUGACAACCUUGGUGACAUAAAAGAAGGUCUUAGCUUUACAGUAACUGGAUACAUCCUUCCUAAUUGCGAAAAAUUCUCAAUUAAUUUAAUCCUUGAAACACCAACUCGUGACAUCGCUCUCCACGUCAAUCCACGCCUGCCACAAAACUACAUUGUUCGAAAUGCUCGCGUGAAAAAUAUCUGGGGCAGCGAAGAGGUUUCAUCAGCGCUGCCCUUUAGUUUACAUCGAGGCUCAAAGUUCGCCAUACAAAUUUUAAUAACAGACAGUUGUUACAUGAUCUCGGUGAAUGGGAAUCACUUUGCCGAAUUUAACCAUCGUUUGCCUUAUAAAUCUGUGGCGUGCCUUGAGGUUAGCGGUGAUGUGGAUAACAUCAAUUUUAGCCGCACCGAAUCUUCUAAAUACCCCGAACGAUUACCCGAAUCAAAAGCCAAAGAAAUCCGUGUCGAUCUUGAGUCAGAGGAUCAAAUUGAUACUCCCUCAGCUUGGAAACUAAUUACCCUAAAUGGUUGCAAUGAUGGUGGUCUUCAACUACCUUACUAUGGUUUAUUGCCGCCAAAGAUGUUUGGCAGUGGCAAAUGCCUUCGGAUAGAAGGUCGAGUGAAGCUACUGCCGCACUCAUUCUAUGUGAAUCUCCAAGGCGGACAGGAUAUAUGGCCGCAUCCUAUAAUUGCAUUCCACUUUAAUCCGCGAUUUGCCAAACAGGGUGGCGGUAUUGGCAAACAUGUGGUUUGUCGGAAUGCCUGGUACAACGGCACAUGGGCCAAGGAGCAACGAAGCGAAUUGGAUACCGAUUUCUGUCCUGGUAAAAGUUUCAGCCUAGUCAUUGUCUGUGGAAUGGCAUCCUACGAAGUAUACGUAAAUAAAAAACUCAUAACCGAGUUCCGAUUUCAUGUUGAUCCUGAAAUCGUUGAUACAGUAUACGUACAAGGUGACAUCAAACUAUGGGAUGUUGUCCUCGAAAACCAUUCAGCACCGAAUGGUGCUGGAAAUAGAAUCUACCAAAAUCCCGCUUACCAAGAAGACAACUAAUUUAGGAUUUUUUUUUGCAAAUACUUUGCUCAACUCAAAAGAAUUUUUUUAAGCGCGCCUACUUCUCAAUAAGGUUUAUCUAGAUUUUAAGAACAAAAAAAAAACAAAAAUCAAUAAUAGUUAAUACAAAUAUUUGUUUUUUAUUUGAAUUAUGUAUAUUAUAUAGGAAAAUUUGCAUUUUUUAUCGAAUGCUGCAAUUUUAUUAAUUUUUUUUGUCUUUUUAAGAUGAUAAUAUUUAUAACUUAGCCUAUUUUUUUUUUGUAAUUUUACUCAUCUUGGAUGGUUAAGGACAAUAAUGUUGAAUGUUUAAACGUUGGGAAACAAUAUUUACUUGUUGUUAAAAAAAGAAAAUGUUAUUGCAUUUCAUUAAAUAUAUAAAAAACAAAAAAACACUAUAUCGACAUAAAUGUUUAAAAAAAAAGAAUAUAUUAUGUGUGGGCUUUUUUGACAAUUUAUUAAAAUUUAAAAAAAGAAAAAAAAAACUAACACUCAUAAAAAAUUAUUAUUGUA
This is a messenger RNA of Episyrphus balteatus (marmalade hoverfly), 2914 nucleotides long. Its product is annotated as galectin-9C-like. Gene Ontology annotation, molecular function: carbohydrate binding; galactoside binding. The transcript has 3 exons. Lineage: Eukaryota; Metazoa; Arthropoda; Insecta; Diptera; Syrphidae. The record is from RefSeq and is a predicted model, not a curated record. Bases 1262 to 2404 code for a protein of 380 amino acids.